Molecule: messenger RNA, 270 nt
Organism: Penicillium waksmanii
Lineage: Eukaryota; Fungi; Ascomycota; Eurotiomycetes; Eurotiales; Aspergillaceae
Exons: 2
Coding region: 1-270 (89 amino acids)
Source: RefSeq, a predicted model, not a curated record
AUGUCCGAAAACACCCGUGAGAAACCAAACCACAAACAAUCUGCACUCAAAAAACUUCUGGGUCACCUUUCUCGAAGUCGUUCUUCUCGUUCCUUCAAAGACGGGGACCCGCAUAGCAGCGAUGCCGAGGCCAAGACAUACGAAGACUACUUGAGAAAGGACGAAGAAAACUUGGAAGAAUACUACAAAAAGGAAGAAGAUAAAAUAACGAAGGAGGAUGAAACUCGCAAGGAUGAAUCUGGAAACUAUGGAGCAUUAAUUGACAACUAA